This is a messenger RNA of Parasteatoda tepidariorum (common house spider), 3725 nucleotides long. RefSeq names its product DNA damage-binding protein pic (gene pic). Gene Ontology annotation, cellular component: nucleus. Lineage: Eukaryota; Metazoa; Arthropoda; Arachnida; Araneae; Theridiidae. The record is from RefSeq and is a predicted model, not a curated record. Gene Ontology annotation, molecular function: protein binding; nucleic acid binding.
AAAGUAUCGAUUAAUCGAAAUCUGGUAUGGUGUUUGUGUUGAUGUCUGUCGGCGCUAAAAGUGAUACUGGAACUUUAUAUUUAAACUUUUAUUUUGAGCUUCAUAUACUUUAAAGUUGGAUGAGCUUAAUUUUGUAACAAUUUUUAAAUAAAAUGGCUUAUAAUUAUGUUGUUACGGCCCACAAGCCAACGGGUGUUGGAGCAUGCGUUACAGGAAAUUUCACCUCUCCAGAUGAUCUCAACUUACUUCUUGCAAAAAAUACUCGUUUGGAGAUUUACUCAGUCACUCCUGAAGGCCUGAGAGCUAUUAAAGAAAUUGGCAUCUAUGGUCGGAUUACUGUAAUGAAGUUAUUUCGCCCUCCGGAUGAAAAGAAGGAUUUGCUCUUUCUACUUACCCAUAAAUAUAAUGCCUGCAUCUUAGAAUGUGUUUAUGAAAAAGGCUCGAUGGAAAUUAUUACUAAAGCUCAUGGAAAUGUUGCGGAUACCAUUGCUAGACCUUCAGAGACUGGAAGCAUUGGUAUCAUUGAUCCUCUUUGUCGGAUAAUUGGGUUACGGUUAUAUGAUGGUCUCUUUAAAGUUAUUCCCUUAGAUAAAGAUAUGAAAGAACUCAAGGCUUUCAAUGUGAGGAUGGAAGAAUUACUUGUUCAUGACAUCCAGUUUCUUCAUGGCUAUUCAAAUCCUACUGUUGUUCUUGUGUAUCAAGAUGCAAAUGCCAGACACGUGAAUACAUAUGAAAUUUCUAUGAGAGAUAAGGAAUUUACAAAAGGCCCAUGGCAGCAAAAUAAUGUUGAAAUUGAAGCUACAACAGUGAUAGCAGUUCCUGAACCUUUCUGCGGAGCAAUUGUGAUUGGUCAAGAAUCUAUUACUUAUUAUCAUGGUGAUAAACACAUAGCUAUUGCACCACCUCUUAUCAAGCAAAGUGUCAUAAAUUGUUACUGCAAAGUGGAUGAAAAUGGAUCUCGCUAUUUACUUGGAAAUAUGUGUGGUCGCUUAUUUAUGCUGUUAUUGGAAAAAGAAGAAAAGAUGGAUGGAACUGUAGUUGUUAGAGACCUGAAGUUUGAAUUUCUUGGAGAGAUUACAAUUCCAGAAUGUAUAACCUAUUUAGACAAUGGAGUUGUUUAUGUAGGAUCCAGAUUGGGAGAUUCUCAACUUGUUAAACUUAAUGUGAAUGCUAAUGAAAGUGGAUCUUUCACAGAAACAAUGGAAACAUUCACCAAUCUUGGUCCAAUUGUAGAUAUGUGUGUUGUUGACUUAGAACGACAAGGGCAGGGUCAGUUGGUCACUUGUUCUGGUGCUUAUAAGGAAGGUUCACUUCGUAUAAUUCGCAAUGGUAUUGGUAUUCAUGAGCAUGCAAGCAUUGACCUUCCAGGUGUUAAAGGUUUGUGGCCCUUGAGAGUCGAUAGUGACAAAUAUGAUGAUACUUUAAUAUUGUCAUUUGUUGGUCAAACGAGGGUUUUGACUAUGGCUGGUGAAGAAGUUGAAGAAACUAAUGUAUCUGGAAUUGAUAUUAGUCAGCAAACAUAUUUGUGUGCAAAUGUUCGCUUUGAUCAAAUCAUUCAAGUUACUGCAACUUCAAUUAGGUUAAUCAGCAGACCAACUAAAAAGGUUUUGAGUCAAUGGAUGCCACCUCAUGGGGAGACAAUAUGUGUUGUAUCUGCUAAUGCUUCUCAACUGGUGUUGGCUCUCCGAACUGAUCUAUAUUACUUUGAAAUUUUUGAAGAGGAACUGAGACAAGUGGGCCAUACGGUGUUAGAAUUUGAAAUCGCUUGUCUUGAUGUCAACCCACUGGAUACUUCUGAAAAGACAUCAAUUUGUGCUGUUGGUUGUUGGACAGACAUCUCUAUUCGAAUUCUUUCACUUCCAUCUUUAAAAGAAUUGCAUAAAGAAAUGUUAGGAGGUGAUAUUAUUCCAAGGUCUAUACUAGCUGCAGCAUUUGAAACUACACAGUAUUUACUUUGUGCCUUGGGUGAUGGCUCUUUAUUUUAUUUCACAAUAGAUCCUGAGACUCGUGCACUUGCUGAUAGGAAAAAAGUUACUUUAGGAACACAGCCUACUUCUCUUAAAACAUUUAGAUCUCUUGCAACGACAAAUGUGUUUGCUUGUUCUGAUCGUCCUACUGUGAUAUAUUCUAGCAAUCAUAAACUUGUAUUUUCAAAUGUCAAUCUUAAAGAAGUUAGCCAUAUGUGCCCUUUGAACUCAGAAGGAUAUCCAGACAGCUUAGCAUUGUCAUUUGAUAAUUCUCUCUUAAUUGGAACUAUUGAUGAAAUUCAGAAACUGCAUAUUAGAACUAUUCCUCUGGGUGAAUCUCCCAGGAGAAUUGCCUAUCAAGAGAAUACACAAACAUUUGGUGUUAUCACAUCAAGAAUAGAUUUUCAUGACAGUUGUGGACUUACUCCUACGAGGCGAAGUGCCAGUACUCAAGCUCAAAGUGUUUCUGCUAGUUCAACAAUGAAUUCUAGUAUUAAGCUGCAAACUACAGGUCAAACUGCAGAUGAUUGCGGCCAAGAAGUUGAUGUUCACAGCUUGCUUAUUUUUGAUCAGCAUACGUUUGAAGUACUCCAUGCUCACCAAUUUUUGCCCAAUGAAUUUGCUAUUAGUAUCAUAUCAUCAAAACUUGGAGAUGAUCCAAAUACUUAUUAUAUAAUUGGUACAGCUAUUAUAAAUUCAGAUGAAUCUGAGCCAAAACAAGGUCGAUUUGUGAUAUUUCAAUGGAAAGAUGGUAAACUAACACAAGUAGCUGAAAAAGAGAUUAAAGGUGCUCCAUAUUGCAUAGUUGAGUUUAAUGGCAAACUAUUAGCUUCAAUUAAUAGUACAGUCCGGUUAUAUGAAUGGACUCCUGAAAAAGAACUACACAAUGAAUGUAGCUACUUCAACAAUAUUAUUGCUCUUUUUGUAAAAACUAAAGGGGACUUCAUUCUAGUCGGUGAUAUCAUGAGGUCUAUGGCUUUAUUAGUUUACAAACCACUGGAAGGUAGCUUUGAAGAAAUUGCAAGAGAUCAUCAACCGAAUUGGAUGACAGCUAUAGAGAUUUUAGAUGAUGAUACUGUUUUAGGAGCUGAAAAUUCUUUUAACUUAUUUGUUUGUCAAAAAGACAGUGCUGCUACAACAGAUGAAGAGAGACAACAUCUGCCAGAAAUAGGACAUUUCCAUCUAGGAGAAAUGGUUAAUGUAUUUCGAAAAGGUUCUCUUGUAAUGCAACAUCCUGGUGAAAGCACUACUCCUUGCACAGGAUCAGUGUUGUAUGGCAGUGUUAAUGGUGCUAUUGGUUUGGUGACACAAAUACCUGAAGAAUAUUAUAAAUUUUUGCUGUCAGUCCAAAAUAAUCUUACCCGGGUGAUUAAAUCAGUUGGAAAAAUUACACAUUCAUUUUAUCGAACUUUUUCAACUGAAAGGAAGUCAGAAUUGGCAUCUAAUUUUAUCGAUGGUGAUCUCAUUGAAAGUUUUCUCGACUUAAAUAGGCAACAAAUGGAAAAGGUUGUGGAAGGUGUUCAGUAUGAUGAUGGAUCUGGUAUGAAAAGAGAUGCAACCGUUGAUGACAUUGUCAAAGUUGUGGAAGAACUUACUAGGAUUCAUUAGUGUUACCAAUUGCACAAUAUUUGUGUAAAAAGAACUAUUUUAAGUAAUGCUUUGUAAAAAUAGUGUUAUAAGCAUCCUGUAAAUAAAAUUCAUUGAGAAGUAUCCUAAAUUUCAGUGACAGUUUUCAAAAUAAAAUUGACUUUAACUGAA